AUAUUUUCAAAUCAUUUCAGUUGUUGGGUGUUUAACGAAAGCGUAACAUACGCUGAGAAAUAAUAUUAAAACGAAAUUUAUUCUAAAUUAAGAUAAAUUUCGUUAGAUAUUCAGAAAAAAAAUUACAUUUUAAUUGUAACAUUUGCUAUAAAACUAGCCCAACAAGAUGUUGUUCACUUCUUUAAUAGAGGCUGCUCAGAACUCACCGUUCAAAAAACCCUUUACCACAGCCAGCUGUGAACCAGCUUUGGAAAAUGGUCAAUUGACAAAGCACCAUGAUAUCCAAGCUGCUGCAGCUGCUUCAGGAGAUUCCUGUGAAUUUGGUUCAACUAUGUAUUUCGCUUUAUGUGGUUUGGGUGGCAUCAUUUCUUGUGGUAGUACCCAUACCAUGGUCGUGCCAUUGGAUUUAGUGAAGUGUCGUCUCCAAGUCGAUCCUGCCAAAUACAAGAGUGUUUUCACUGGCUUCCGUAUUACCUUGAAAGAAGAUGGUGUUACGGGUCUGUCGAGGGGUUGGGCACCCACCUUCUUCGGCUAUUCCAUGCAAGGUUUAUGUAAAUUCGGUCUUUAUGAAGUAUUCAAAGUUAUAUAUUCGGAUGCUAUUGGUGAAGAGAAUUCCUAUCUAUACAGAACCGGUUUAUACUUGGCAGCCUCAGCUUCGGCUGAAUUCUUUGCUGAUAUCGCUUUGGCUCCUAUGGAGGCAGCUAAGGUAAAGAUUCAAACUACACCCGGUUUCGCUAAUACCUUGAGAGAAGCUUUGCCCAAGAUGUCGGCACAAGAAGGUCUUGGCGCCUUCUAUAAGGGUUUGGUGCCCUUGUGGAUGCGUCAAAUUCCCUAUACCAUGAUGAAGUUUGCUUGCUUUGAAAGAACUUUGGAAUUGUUAUACCAGUAUGUUGUACCUAAGCCUCGCCAAGAAUGCACUAAAGGUGAACAGUUGAUGACUACCUUUGCUGCUGGUUAUAUUGCUGGUGUUUUCUGUGCUAUUGUUUCACAUCCAGCCGAUACUGUUGUAUCUAAAUUGAAUCAAGCUAAGGGUGCUUCAGCCUUUGAUGUCGCCAAACAACUGGGUUGGGCUGGCUUGUGGGGCGGUCUAGUGCCCAGAAUUGUUAUGAUUGGUACCUUGACUGCCGCCCAAUGGUUCAUCUAUGAUGCUGUCAAAGUAUACUUGCGCAUGCCCAGACCACCACCACCAGAAAUGCCCGAAUCAUUGAAAAAGAAGUUGGGCCUUACCGGCGAUGCCAAGUAAUUUGUGUGUAACAUUUCUAGCGCAUCAAAAUUAGAGUAAUUUCAUAGUUGUAUUUUAAAAAUGAAUUGGAAAUAUUGUAUGAAUGUUUACGACGAAUCAACUACAAACGAAUCAAAGCAAAGGCAAUCAGUCCAAUUAUGAAUAAAAAAUCCGCGGUAGGUUUUUCCCUUUCCCCAUUUUCAACAUUGAAUUUGUAUAGAAAAAAUGGGAAAAGAGCAAAAAAAAAAUGUCCGAGGAUUUUUUAUACAUAAUUGGGCUAAAUAAUAAAGAUAAACAAAAAUUUAUAAAUUAAA
This is a messenger RNA of Calliphora vicina (urban bluebottle blowfly), 1536 nucleotides long. It is a transcript of the gene Mpcp1, whose product is annotated as Mitochondrial phosphate carrier protein 1. The transcript is spliced from 5 exons. Gene Ontology annotation, biological process: mitochondrial phosphate ion transmembrane transport. The record is from RefSeq and is a predicted model, not a curated record. Lineage: Eukaryota; Metazoa; Arthropoda; Insecta; Diptera; Calliphoridae. Gene Ontology annotation, cellular component: mitochondrial inner membrane. Gene Ontology annotation, molecular function: phosphate transmembrane transporter activity. The coding region runs from base 167 to 1243 and encodes 358 amino acids.